UUGAAGCCCUAACGUGGCGUUGCCUGUUGCUCCUCCAACCUGUGGAACCUGAUCCAAUCAAGUCCUGCUGCUGCUGCGGAUGGAUAAACAAUACGUGCUUUCUUACCAUCAAGACCCUCUGCCAGGUGCACAGCCUUGACAAGUAUCAGUGCCAUUACAAUUAUCAACAUGAAGACCGAGAGGGAGGACAGCAUUCUUCAGGCUCUCCUCUUGAUCCACAUCCCUGUGGCCUGCCUCUUUGCUGCAGUGUCAGCUCAGGCUGACAGCAGCAGCAGUGUGGUGGUGGCAGGUUACAAUGUGAGCGCCCCCGCUGGGUCGAGGGUGCUGCUGCAGUGUGUGAGCGGACGCAUGGUGUGGACCAGGGACAGGGUGAGGGACAGGCAGAGGGUGGUCCACUGGGACAUGUACCGGGCCCGUCCUGACUACGCCAUGGAGAGGGUGCUGGACAUGUACUCUGCAGGGGACCAGAGGAUCUACAACUCCUACAACCAGGGCAGGGUCGGCCUCAGCCCAAGAGCCUUCAAGGAUGGGAACUUCUCUCUGAUCAUCAAAGAUGUGACGAUGAAUGACAGAGGUCUGUACUCUUGUAACCUCCACCAUCUCUACUGCCACCUGUACGAGACAAUCAGAGUGCAGCUCAACGUCACAAAAUCACGUCGUAAAGAGCAGCGCUUCUGGGAUGGGCAAAAGGCGGUGUACGUGGUGCUGCUUGGUAGUACUGUGGUGCUACCGUGCGUCAACCGCCGUAAUGUGUGGACAGACUGGAGCAACGAGGAGGAGGACCAGCAGGUGGUCCACUGGGACCGUCAGUCCCCUGGAGUCCGCCACGAUCGUGCUGACCGGCUGGUGGACCUGUACGCCUCUGGGGAGCAACGUAGCUAUGGACCACUGUUCCUCCAGAGGAAGAUGAACAUCAGCAACCAGGCCUUCUCAGAGGGAGACUUUUCACUUUCCAUAUCUGAUCUGCAGCCCACAGACCAGGGGAUGUAUUCCUGCCACCUCCACCACCAUUACUGUGGCCUACAUGAGAGAAGAGAGUUUCAGGUCACAGUGGAAGCACCAGUGAUUCAGACCACCCUGCCAGCCAAAGCACUGCCCAGUGAGGACAAAGACACCACUAAGGCUGAAUCACCGCGAGUCAUCAAUGUUAUCCUGCCAGACCAGAGACACCACUUUCUCCUGCCACUGGGCUACGUCCUCACCUCCUUCCUGCUGCUGGCAUUCAUUAUCCUCAUCAUCAUCCUCAUCACACGCAGACGGAAGAGCAAAGAGUAUCAUCCACAGGCAUCCAUGAGGUCCAGCAGGAGUCAGAGCAGCUCCGAAGAGUUUGAGAUGGACGUUACUGAAGUGAAUGAGUGCACUCAGGAGGAGAGGAGAUUCGACUACAAGAACAACCUGUUGAAAGAGAAGGUCCACAUGAGCACUCAGCCUAAAGUCAUUGAUCUUGACAAAGAGAUGGAGAAAUUUUCUAAGUGAGGAAAAGACAAAUUCUGGAGUCACUGGCUGGUCCAGAGGCUGCGCUCCAAACUAAACACCUCCACACUGCCUUCUGUCCCGGCGGGAGAGACGGCGACAGACAAACUGUUGUGAAAUGCAGAACACCAGUACAAACAGCUCACAUUGAGGCCUUGUGUUUUCAAAUUGUCAGUAUUAGAGACAAAGAAAAACUGGUUUUGUUUUCUGUAAUUGUACUUGAUCAAACUAAACAGACUGGACUUGGACUACUGUGCACGGCACCACAGCGCCACCCAGAGGGGAGACUAAACCGAGCCUUGACUGUUAAAUGAUGGAGUAAUGUGUGCACAAAUAGAAUAAAGUUGUGAUUGAGUGAAUUUGAAUUAUCAGUUAUUACAGCUUUGAUCAUUAUUCCUCAAGUUUAAAGAAUACUUUCACUUUGUUCUUCUCUGUUUUACUCACAUAUCCAUCUUGGCUUAACUGACUGGACUGAAGUGCUACUGUCAGUGUGUACUGCUUCCUCAAGGCUAUGAUUAACUGUAUGCUAACUGACCCAUCAAGCUGUAUAUGUACAAAUGAUUUAUUUGAUGCUCAGACUGUAUUUUUUUGUGGACUGUAUUAAAAUUCAAUG
This is a messenger RNA of Epinephelus moara (kelp grouper), 2086 nucleotides long. Its product is annotated as matrix remodeling-associated protein 8-like. The record is from RefSeq and is a predicted model, not a curated record. Gene Ontology annotation, biological process: establishment of glial blood-brain barrier; cell adhesion. The coding region runs from base 169 to 1476 and encodes 435 amino acids. Gene Ontology annotation, cellular component: membrane; cell surface. NCBI's taxonomy places the organism in Eukaryota, Metazoa, Chordata, Actinopteri, Perciformes, Serranidae. The transcript has 12 exons.